AUGCUGUUUUCGCUGGGAUUAUUCUUCCUCGUUACGACAUAUGCUGCUGCUUUCCCACUAAAUGAUGACUUUAAUCCAUGCAAAGUUAGUUUUAGUCGAACCGUCUUUUAUUAUGCGAAUCCAAGCGAUCCUCAGUCAUAUAUACAAUGUGAUAAUAAUGGCAAUCAAUUUAUCAAUUAUUGUGCUCCAAAUUUAAUUUGGGAUGACCCUAUUAAAGCAUGCAAUUGGCCACCAACUCCUCUAAGGACUAUUCCAGAAACUACAACGACGUCUACAGCGCCAUCAUUGCCCAUAGUAUCCGUAUGUCAACCAAAUCCUUGUUAUCACGGUGAUUGUUUUUAUGUAGUUCAGUCUCGAACUUAUGCUUGUAUAUGUGAACCGAAUUAUAUUGGAAAACGUUGUGAGACCAAUAUCGAUGACUUGACAACCGAGACUGGAGCAAUCCAGAAUGAUAUACUCUAUGAUAACGAUGAAUUGAAGAACCCAACACUUAAAGCAGUGUCAAAUGAAGUUAUUAUCGCAAAUAUAAUUCAACGCUCACAGAAAAGUGUAAUAAACUUAUUUACAAAAGACGAAUUAUAUCAUAUAAUUGAUCGUUUACUUCGCACAGAACCCUAUGAACAUUGGCAAGAUAAUUUUGAAUUGAUUCUUAUUGAAGUGUCACAAAAAGGUUCAUCUUCGACUCAGAAAAAACAAUUCUUUACAGCUUUAUUCGAUUCGACAAAACAAUAUAUCGUAACAGAUAAUGUCUUCUACUAUAAUUUUGAUCAAUAUCAAAAGACUAACACACAAACAAAAGUUGAUGAAAUGGCAUUAAUUAAUAAACUUCAAGGUUUAACUAAAACACCGGCACGAUUUCAAAAAGUGACGUUGAUUCACUAUAACAAAGGACAAACAAAAUUUGUUUCAGUCAUCGUUGAUCGAGAAACAAAUAUCAUGUAUAAAGAGUCGGAUGAGCAGGAAUCAACAGCAGAAACCUUAACUGAAGACAGAAAAGGUUAUUCACCAUUUGGCAAAGUUAGUCGGCAACGUCGACAAUUUGAUAAAUUCGCAGACAGAGACGAUAGUGAAAACGGAAUAGUAUUUGAUGCGGCCGUUGUCUACCGAAAUGAUGUCAAAGAAAUUAGAAUUGACUUCGAAAACCAACAAAUUUUUGUAGUAUACAAAGAUCCAAAUGUGGAAAAUAACGAUGAUGCGACCGAAGAUAUCACAACAAUUCAUUAUGAAUCACAGUCAAAUACAUUGGUGAAAAAUCAAAAUUCUGAGAAGAAUGGGGAAGAAUUGUUUCACACAAAUGAGAAUAAAAACAAUCUUUUAUUUACAACAUCAUUACCAAUGAAAAACAUAAAAAGUGAAGAAAUAAUUUCAAGUACAACAGAAACCAUAAGCAAAGCAGUUGGCAUAACCAAACCUAGUGAUAUGACAGCUCCAACGACCACACUUGGCAAUCUACUUUCAACUUCACUCGAAAUAACAACCACUAAACAGACAACCCCACAUCCAAGUGAAACAACACCAAGUAGUAGCACGACUACUAUUAGACAAGACAAUGUGGAUAUCUCAACUUCGCGUCCAAGUGAAACAGCAUCAAGUGAUAGCCCGACUACUAUUAGACAAGACAAUCAAAUAACCGGCAGUGCGGAUAUCUCAACUUCGCGUCCAAGUGAAACAGCAUCAAGUGAUAGCCCGAUCACUAUUAGACAAGACAAUCAAAUAACCGGCAGUGUGGAUAUCUCAACUUCGCGUCCAAGUGAAACAGCAUCAAGUGAUAGCCCGAUCACUAUUAGACAAGACAAUCAAAUAACUGACAGUGUGGAUAUCUCAACUUCGCGUCCAAGUGAAACAGCAUCAAGUGAUAGCCCGACUACUAUUAGACAAGACAAUCAAAUAACUGACAGUGUAGAUAUCUCAACAACAACUGUGAUAGCGGAGGAUAGUAGUAUAAAAUCAAAUUAG
Messenger RNA from Didymodactylos carnosus, 1956 nucleotides. Lineage: Eukaryota; Metazoa; Rotifera; Eurotatoria; Philodinida; Philodinidae. The record is from the annotation of a GenBank genome assembly.